UAUCUGCUUUCAUUCCACUUCAUCCCUCUAUAUAUUUCACGUCUCAAGUUCUUACGCGAUCUAAAGUUUUCCCUUGCAAAAUGGGUUACGAGAACGAUCCGUAUCGCGAUGAAGAUGGUGAACCGUUGAUGGAUUAUGACGACGGAUUUCAAUCCGAUCAUGGUGAUGAUAACAACAAUCAACAACAGCAUCUUCUUGAUGACAAUCUCGAUGAUGAAUUGGAAGAUAAUGAUUGGCAGAGUAGUAGGCAAGAAAGGUCACCGACGCCGGUUUUCAACGAAUCUGAUUCGAAGUCGAAGCCUCGUAAAAGGUUAAUCAAGAAGAGCACGGCGGAGGAGACCUUGCCGGAUUUUGGGAUUAGUGAUGACGUGGAGGAUGAAAUGGCGGCUUUCGUCAGGGAUGAUUCGGAUAGUGGCGGUGGGAAGAGGAAGAAGUUCUCCAGUGGCGGUGGGAGUAGUAAGAAGAGGGAGAAGAAGUCGAGUUCUUCCAAGUUUAUGGAUAGGGGAGGGAGAGCAAGCGAGAAAGGUGGGUCGAAAUUUAAGGUGAAUAGGAGUGGGCGUUCUGGUGGGGAUGAUGCAGAAGUGAAGGAGAUGUGGGAUACAAUUGCUGGCGACGAUUCAGAGGAUGACAAAGAGGUUCCAAGGAUGGCAGAUGAUGAUCAGUUCAUAGAUGAUAGCGGUGUCGAUCCAGCUGAUCGUUAUGGAAGUGACCAUGGAGGUUAUUCUCCCAGUCGUGCUCCCCAGGCUGAGGAGGGUGAAGAAGAUGAUGAAAUGAAGGACCUUUUCAAGAUGGGUAAGAAGAAGAAGAAGAGUGAGAAAAGUGCUGCAGAGAUUGCAUUACUUGUUGAAAAUGUCAUGGCUGAACUUGAAGUUGUAGCAGAAGAAGAUGCAGAUCUCAACAGGCAAUCAAAACCAGCUAUUAAUAAACUCAGGAAGCUACCUCUUCUAACUGAAGUACUAUCCAAGAAACAACUUCAACUAGAGUUCCUGGAUCAUGGAGUUCUAACACUUUUGAAAAAUUGGCUUGAGCCCCUCCCAGAUGGAAGCUUGCCCAAUAUAAACAUCCGUGCAGCAAUCUUGAAGAUCCUGACUGAGUUUCCGAUUGAUUUAGAUCAAUAUGAUAGAAGGGAGCAAUUAAAGAAGAGUGGACUUGGAAAGGUCAUUAUGUUCUUGUCAAAGUCUGAUGAAGAGACCACAUCCAAUAGAAAGCUUGCUAAAGAUUUGGUUGACAAAUGGAGUCGCCCAAUAUUCAAUAAGAGCACAAGAUUUGAGGACAUGCGGAACUAUGAGGAUGAGAGGAUUCCCAUCCGUCGACCAUCAAUGAAAAACAGGCCUAUGAAUAAAGCUUCAGGGAUGCAGUCUAGAGAUGAUGAUCUGGAUUUGGCUGAAUAUUCUCAGGAACAAAAGUCAGGAAAUUCUUCUUCUAGACUACAUGCAUCAAGGCCUGAAGCAAUGCCACUAGAUUUUGUGGUGCGUCCGCAAUCUAAGAUCGACCCAGAUGAAAUUAGAGCGCGAGCUAAACAAGUUGUGCAAGAUCAGCGUCGAUUGAAGAUGAACAAGAGGUUGCAGCAAUUAAAAGCACCUAAAAAGAAGCAGCUUCAAGCUACGAAGCUUAGUGUGGAGGGUCGAGGAAUGGUUAAGUACUUGUAGACCAGAAUGAAGGCAGAGUAAAUUGUUGGUUGGAUCAUGGAUGUAAAGUGGUUGAUGAUUUAUAUGAUGAGUCAAUCUGAUAUCAGUUUUCUCAGGCACAAGUCCUCAAAAUCAUCUUCUUUUGCAAUAUUUUCUUGUAUUUUUUAUGUUAAAAUUAUGCAAUUUAAAUGGACUUUUGGGUGGAUAGACUUCCUAUAUUUUCAA
Cynara cardunculus var. scolymus (artichoke) is the source of this 1853-nucleotide messenger RNA. Its product is annotated as protein IWS1 homolog 1. Bases 81 to 1649 code for a protein of 522 amino acids. The record is from RefSeq and is a predicted model, not a curated record. Gene Ontology annotation, biological process: brassinosteroid mediated signaling pathway; regulation of DNA-templated transcription elongation. NCBI's taxonomy places the organism in Eukaryota, Viridiplantae, Streptophyta, Magnoliopsida, Asterales, Asteraceae. The transcript has 11 exons.